UGGCACAUCAUGUAUGAUCCAGUGGUGUCUUUGUCCGUGACGGCCGUCCAUACAUUCCACCGCCUGUGAUACCGGCAAGCCACUGCUGGCCACACAAUACUAAACAUGGUCAACCCAGCUUGCUCGCCAAAGGCCAUGUGCCUGCUCAGCUUGGUUUCACUAGGACUGACAGCUUCGAUCCCCAGGCAACAAAACAACAACGUGCUCAUCACGAUACCAGCAUCUGUGCCGUCGACUGCCUCAAGCCCUAUCAGCCCCAACUUCCCGGGUUUUGCCUUUGAACAGGCCUCCUGGGUCAAGUAUGCCCAGAACGGUCUCGGCACCACCAACAAUUUUACCAGGAACUUGAUCGCCUCUGUUACAUCUCGGACUGGCGGCUACCCCAUCAUCCGGCUUGGAGGCACGUCACCAGACUACGGCAAAUACAUCCCGUCUCAAGUCGAGCCCGCCCUGCCUGUCGCGGAACAAAACAACUUCCAGGAUGUUGGACACACAACUAUUGGUCCCAGUUUCUGGCCCCUCGCCAAGAACUUCCCCAACGCAAAGUACAUGAUCCAGGUGCCCCUGGCCGACACCAAUGUCAGUGAGGCCGUCGCCUGGACCAAGGCUGCGGUUAGCGCCAUCGGGCUCAACCAGAUUCAUUCGAUCCAGAUCGGCAACGAGCCGGAUCUCUACAGGAACGACUUUACUGGAGAGGGUGGCAUCUACCUGGGCCCUCCGCGAUACCAGGGCACGCUGGACAAUGCCACCUAUGUGAGCAUUUGGACAAAGUACGCAACUGCCAUUCGCAAGGCCGUUGCCCUGCCUGAUCGCUUCUUCACGGCGUUCGAUGUCGCUGCCCAUGUAGAAGAUCCGUCAAUGGCAUCGUGGCUGUUCGACGUCAAGACGUGCUUCGGGCUCGGUAUUGACGCUGGCAACAACGUCAAGGAGGUUUCUCACCACUACUACCAGAACGUCGCCGGCAAGGCUGCAGACCUUCAGGCCGGCCUGAUGACACUGAGUGUCACACACAGGAACUUGGAUUACCUGAAGCCGCGCAUCAAUUGGCUCAAGGCCAACCGCCCCAACAUCCCCUUCAUCAUCAACGAGUUGGGCAACUCUCUCUUCCGCACCAACAGCUACGAGUACCAGGCUCGCCUGGGUAGUGCUUUGUGGGCGGUCGACUUCUACCUCUACAGCAUGACGAUCGGCGUCGCAGCCAUCAACUACCAGCAGAUUAUGCAUUCCGGCUUUGACCUGUGGCUGGCAUGGAACAGUGCUGGCGUCCCGGCCCAGGUUUUUGCCAACUACUACUCCCAGCCGUUCAUUGCCGACUUCAUCGGUAACAAGGGCAAGGCGCGCGUCGCCAAGCUCAAUGCGGCCGGCGGGCCCGCCAACCUCGCGGCCUAUGCAGCCUAUGAGGACGGCGUGCCCAAAAGGCUCGCCAUUGCCAACCUCGAGUUCUGGAACUCGACGGCUGGCGGCCGCGCGCGGACAUUCACGCCCAUCACUCUCACAGUUCCCACGACCGUCAAGUCGGUCAAGCUCACCCGGCUUAAUAGCCCUUAUGGGGCCGGCGCGACAGCUGACAGCAUCGCGUACGCCGGCAGCCAUUGGCAGUUUGACAACCGCGGCAUCGAGAUCCAGGGCUGGCGCGCCGAUACUGAGAUCCUGACUGUCAACAAUGGCGCGGUCUCGUUUUUGGUGCCGUUCAGCUCGGCGGCCCUCCUAUACUUUUCAUGAAGGCGGCCCGGAUUGGCACCGCGAGCGUCACAUGAGGGCGUGCCACUGCUUGUGAUUGUGGCCCAGCAAGGCGUGGGCGUGGGUGUGCAGUACAUAUGCAUACAUACAGGCAUACAUACAUGCAUGCAUGUAUAUGCACAUAUAACGAUGACAUGACUCAUGAUCUAUAUAGAAGGCAUAAAUUAAUCCUAUAUCUGUAAGCAUUCUACAAGCAGUAACGGUUCCUGCUGGACGAUUUUUC
Molecule: messenger RNA, 1963 nt
Organism: Microdochium trichocladiopsis
Lineage: Eukaryota; Fungi; Ascomycota; Sordariomycetes; Xylariales; Microdochiaceae
Exons: 1
Coding region: 106-1722 (538 amino acids)
Source: RefSeq, a predicted model, not a curated record